Closterium sp. Naga37s-1 is the source of this 4200-nucleotide messenger RNA. Lineage: Eukaryota; Viridiplantae; Streptophyta; Zygnematophyceae; Desmidiales; Closteriaceae. The record is from the annotation of a GenBank genome assembly.
AUGGCUCUUCUGGAGCAUUUGAAGGUCGACCCCGGCAGUAUUCGCUUCCAGUUCGACGUGGGUCAGGAGCUUCGCAGCACCCUACGCUUCACCAACUUCAGCGACCAAACGCUGGUCAUCAGGCUCACUCCGGGCACUGCUCGCGCGUACACCAUCGUGGAUGGCGGCAUGCUGCUGCUGCCGCCCAACAGCCUGGAAGAGAAGUCAGUGCUGUGUGCAGCCUUUGACAAGAAGCCUUUCUGGUUCCCUGCUGACUUCUUCACUCUCGAAUGCUUCCUUGCUAACUCCAUUCAAGAGGUGGAGCUUGGUCGCGAUGUGGUGCCCAUAGGCCGUCGCCAGCUGCAAGUAGCCUUCAACGAACGGCCAGGAGGCAACUCGAUGCCCGCACUCUUCAGUAACUCUCAGUCGGGUCACAUGCGUGCCUUGGGUCUGCCUGGCGCCUUCUCUGCUGAUGAUCGCGCACAGGCGGAGGUGUAUGAGGCGAUGAAGCAGACGCUGAAGGAGAGCCAGGAGAAGCUGAUGGAGCGCGACGACACGAUCCGCGCGCUGAGGGAGGUGCUGGCGGCGCUGGGGCCCAAGCUCAAGGCGCGGGAGGACGAGCUGGAGGAGUAUGAAGUGCACGUGUGCGAGCUCAAGCAACGGCUGCUCAUGGCUGAGAAGAAGGUGAACGAGCUACAAACCGCUCUGGCCAUGACGCCCGAUAGAAUGAAGGCAGCACUGGAGGAGGCGGGGGAGAGGGAGGCGUCGUUGGAGGGCAAGUGCCGCAUGCUGGAGGGCGAGUGCGAGCGCAGCCGCGCUGCCAUCCUCGCCGCCCAGCAGCAGGCCGACUCCCUCACUCGCACCCUGAGAGUGAUGGAGAUUGAGAAGCUCAAGGCUGACAGGGAGCGCUCACAGCAGGUGCGCAGUGUGAGGGCGGAGAAGGUGGAGUUGGAGCACGAGGUAGCGCGCCUCAAGGACGCCCUCAAAGCAGCAGGCGGCCACCUCUCCUCUCCAGACAGGCCCGACCCCCCCCGCCGCCGCCUCUCCUCCCAGCUCUCUCCCCACAUCCCGAGCCGCCCAGGCUUCCCCACAUCCGCGUCUCUCUCAUCAGCAGAGACACCGGACAGGGAGGGCCGGAGGUCCUUCACGCGCUCCUCUAGCCGCAGCAGCCAGGACCUGGAGGGCCGCGAGGGGCUGGGGAGUGUUGACGAGUCGAGCCAAGGCGACAGGGAUGAGAUGUUUGAGACGCGGUCGGUGGAGAGUGUGGAGGAGGGGAGUGAGAGAGGAGGGGGGAGGAGAGGGGAGCGGGGACUGGAGGAGAUGGUGGGAGCGGACGGGGAGAUUGCGGAAGGGGGUGCAAGCAGCAAAGAGCUGUUUGCCCUGUUGGAGGGCGAGCGUGCGAGGGCAGCAGCAGGGGAGCGGCGGGUGCGGCAGUUGCAGGAGGAGAUGAGUCAGCUGCAGACAGACCUGGGCCGAUGGCAGCAGGCGGCGAGGGAGGGCGAGGAGGCGCGGCAGCAGGCGGUGGCAUGGCAACAGCGGUGUGCGAUGGUGCAGGAGGAGCUGCAGCAGCGCCGCAGCGAGGCAGGCUUCCUCACAGGCGAGGUCUCCCGCCUCCGCACGCUGCUGCAGGUGGGUUGGGUUGAAGGGGGGGGGUCGUUGGCGUUGGUAGGAGUCUGGCGAGCAGGGGGAUCCGGAACAGCAGGGGCUGCAGGGAGAAGCAAUGGGGACAACGACAGGGAAGCAUGCGCGCAGGGAGAGGAGGAGGGGCAGGGAUGGGCGGAGCCCGAGGGAGGCACAACAGGGGGCAUGUGUGCGGAUGGGUCAAUGAGCUUGCUAGGUGCUUCCUCUAGCAGCGCCCAUGCCUUGCAAAGUGGGUUCGGGGAGCCAGGCGAGGGCGGUGGGGACAGGGGCGGAGACAGUAGGGGGUCUGGAGGAGCUGGGGAAUGGAGAGAGGGGGAUUUGGAAAGAGGAGCAGCAGUGGGUGUGGGUGUAGGAGCAGGUGGGAGGGCUUUAGGGAGGGGCGAGCAGGCAGGGGCGGGAGGGGGAGAUGGGGCGGAGGGAGGGGAGGGGGUUGGGGGGGAGGAUAGGGCAGCAUCUGUUGCAGGUAGCGUGGAGGGUGGGAGGGCGGAAUGGGACGGGGAUACUGGUGGUAGUGUUGCUGGUGGUGGGAGGAAUGGAGGCGAGGCAACGCCAGCAGCAGUAGGAGGAUCGAUAGCAGCAGGAGGAGGAGUGUGGGAGAGGUGUGGGAGGGGGAAUGGGGGGAGUGGAUCGUCCAGGAGCCAUGAUGCAGAAGAGGCUGCUAUGCUGAGAUUCGAGGCGGCGCGGCUGAUGGAGUCGAUGGCAGCCAUGGAGGCGGAGAGGCAGCAGCUGCGCAUAGCGGUGCGCGACCGGGACGAGGUGGUCCGGCGCGUGGAGAGGGACGCGCAGGAGCUCCGAUACGCCAACGAGGAGGCGUCCACGCAGCUGGCAACGUAUCGCCAGCUCAUUGACAGCCUCUCCUCCUCCUCGCCGUCUCGCUCCCACCAGCACAUAGAUGUGGAGAGGGAGCGGGCGCAGCAGCGCAUUCUGCAGCAGCGAGUGGAGCAGCUAGCGCAGCAGGUGCAGGGGGGCAGGCAGGACAUGGAGGGGCUCCGCCAGGCGCUCAAGGCGGCCAGGGAGGACGUGGCUGAGAAGGACGUGCGGAUUAGGGAGCUGGUGAAGCAGCUGCAGCACUGCGAGAUGAGUGCAGCAUCUCAGCAGCAGAAGCUGCAGCAGGCUGUGAGGGCGGCAAGAGAGGAGGCGGAGGAGAAGGAGGAUGAGAUACAAGUGUUGGUGGAGAAAGUCAGAAGCAUGGAGCCUCAGGAGGGAGGUGAGGAGCAAGGGCGAGCACAGCAGCAGCAGCAGCAGCAGCAGCAGCAGCAGCAGGCAGAGCAGGAGUGGCAGUCGUUGCGGCAAGAGAAGGAGGCCUUGCGGAACGAGAACGAGGGCCUGAGGCAGGAGAAUGAGAACCUGCGGCAGGAGGUUGAGGGGAUGAAGGAGGACGCACAGAGGGCAGGGCAGGAGGGGGAGGAGUUGAGGAAGGCGGUGCAGGGGGCGAGGGAGGAGGUGGGGGAGAAGGAGGAGAGGAUUCGCGCCCUGCAGGACAGGCUGGAGCGGAUUGAGAUGCAGGAGGAGGAGUCAGGCCUACAGGACAUGCUGGCAGCGCUGCAGGCGUCAGUGCGGGACAAGGAGGAGACACUGCGGUCGCUCAAGACGGCGCUUGCUCUCUCAGACGCUCGCGCCAAGGAUGCCGGCUCGCAGCUAGAUCCUCUCAAGCUUGAGCUGCAGCAGCUGCGCCUGCAGAUGGACGAGCAGCAAGCAGCACGGGAAGAGGAGCUUCGACUGGUGGCAGCUCGAAUGGAGGAGCGCAAUAAGGCUCAGGAGGCGGAGCUUCAACAGUCAACAGCCACCAUGGAGGCCAUGAAGGCGGGUCAUGAGAGAGAGAUGGAGCAGAUCAAGAGAGCAAUGGCAGCAGCCAGGGCAGCACACGAAGCAGAGCUUCAGCAGCUCAGAGACACCACUGCAGCAGCAGCAGCAUCCCACGGGGGCGAUCUGCAGCAGCUCAAAGACCAGCUGGAGUCUUCCAAGGCAGCACACGAGGCAGAGCUCCGUCAACUGCUCGAUGAAAUGGAGGCGAUGAAAGCAAGCCAUGAGAGGCACAUGGAACAGGCCAAGGCAACCAUGGGGACGCCAGGGCCCAUUGUGGCAAGCAGUGCAGGGCACAGCAGUGAGGAGGUGGAAGCGCUGCAGAGGAGAGUGGCAGAGCUGGAGGCUACAGUGGAUGGCAAGACUCGUGAGUUGGCCAUGGCGUUGGAGUCAUCAGAGGGGGAUAUGCAAUCCGUGCUGGCACAACUGGAAAGCUGCAAGGAGCAGGAGAGGAAGCACAAGGAGCACGCGCAGCAGCUACAGGAAACCCUCAAAACCUACGAGCUGUCCCAGCUGCGCGCACAAGAGCUACAAUCUGCAAACGACGAGCUGAGGGACCAAUCGGAGCGGCUUUUAGCUGAGAUCCGGAGCUUAGAGAUGGUGGUGGCAGGGGUGGAGUCGUUUGAUCCGAGGCGGCCCAACCACCGGGUGCGGCUGCUGCGGCACCCGUCGUUUAUGUGCUCGGUGUGUCGGGGGAGUGGGAGCGGGAUUGCGUGGCGGUGCAUCACUGGGAGGUGUAGCGAUUCGAUUCACCUUUCUUGCUUGACUUCGAGGUGA